AUGGCUUCUUCUUCUUCUUCCAGCCCCCGAAGCAGCAGCGUAGCCACGUGCCUCGUGCUGGCUCUCCUGGUCGUCAGCCUCAGAGAAGCCUCCGCCUGGCGCCCGCUCCGGCCGGCCGGCGACGUGUCCAGCGGUAGCGAGCUGAGGGACCAGGCGAUCGUUGACAGGUACCCGCCACUUUUGCCCACCAUGCUGCCGAGGGGCCCGGCACCUCCGUCCGCCCCAAGCGGCGGCACCAACGAGGCCGGGAACUGAUUAAGCAAGCACAAGGUUUUGCCGUAGGAUGGACCUGUCGAUCUACAGAAUUCGUUAGGCACUAAUAGUUGAACAGGAUUCUUUGAGUGGGAA
Molecule: messenger RNA, 348 nt
Organism: Triticum aestivum (bread wheat)
Lineage: Eukaryota; Viridiplantae; Streptophyta; Magnoliopsida; Poales; Poaceae
Exons: 1
Coding region: 1-255 (84 amino acids)
Source: RefSeq, a predicted model, not a curated record